AUCGGAGGUCCUUGGGCGAGGGAGGGCGGAGAUAUAGUCAGCUCUAGGGUAUAAAAACCCUGGUAUGCCUAACUUGGAUGUCCUGUUGCUCCAGCUCUGACCACUGCCUCCCUCCAAAACUCCAGUGAAAGGUAAAAAACCCAGACAAGGACAAGGAGAAGACGAUAAACCCAUUCGAGACGUCCAACCAUGAGCCACUCCACCGUCCGCACCUCGUACCGUCGCACCUUUGGUGCCCCUGCAUCCUACUCCCCGCUUCCAUCCCGCCUGCCCAUGUCCGGAGGCCGCUACCUAAGCUCGGCACCUGCUUCCAUGCCCACUCGCAACGUGGGCUACCGGGCACGCUCGGGCACCCCAGUCUCUGCCCCCCGCCUGUCCUACGACAAGGUGGACUUCUCCGUGGCCGAUGCCAUCAACCAGGAGUUCCUGACCACUCGCAGCAAUGAGAAGCAGGAGUUGCAGGAGCUGAACGACCGCUUCGCCAGCUUCAUCGAGAAGGUCCGCUACCUGGAGCAGCAGAACGCCGGCCUCCAGCUGGAGCUCAACCAGUACAAGGGCAAACAGCAGCAGGGGCACCCCAAUCGAGCCAGUGAGAUGUGCCAGCAGGAGAUGAGGGAGCUGCGUAACCAGAUGGAGCAGAUCGGGAAGGAACGGGACCAGUUCCAGGUGGAACGGGACAACUUGGCCGAAGAUCUGGCCUUGCUCAAGCAGAGGCUGGAUGAGGAGGCGCAGAAAAGGCAGGAUGCUGAAAACCAGCUGGUCCUGUUCCGAAAGGAUGUGGACGAUGCCACUCUGGCCCGUUUGGAGCUGGAGAGGAAGAUUGAGUCACUGAUGGAUGAGAUUGAGUUCUUAAAGAAGGUGCACGAUGAGGAAAUCCAGGAUGUGCAGGUGAGCAUUGAGACCACUCAGCAGAUGAAGAUGGAGGUGGAGGCCACAGCUCGUCCUGACCUGACUGCAGCCCUUAGGGAUAUAAGGUCCCAGUAUGAAAGCAUUGCAACCAAGAACAUGCAGGAAUCUGAGGAGUGGUACAAGUCCAAGGUUUCUGACCUGACAGAUUCUGCGAAGCGUAAUGCUGAUGCCAUGAGACAGGCCAAGCAGGAGGCCAACGAGUUCAGGAGGCAGAUCCAAAGCCUCAACUGUGAUAUCGACGCUCUCAAGAGCACGAACGAGGCUCUGGUGAGGCAGAUGAGGGAUAUGGAAGACCAGUUUGGAUUGGAGGCCGGGAACUACCAGGACAACAUCACGCGCCUGGAAGAGGAGAUCCGCCACCUGAAGGACGAAAUGUCCCGUCACUUGAGGGAAUACCAGGACCUGCUCAAUGUCAAGAUGGCUCUGGACAUCGAGAUUGCCACCUACAGGAAGUUACUAGAGGGAGAGGAGAGCAGAAUCGUGGUUCCGAUCAUGACAUCAAUGGGAAUGCGCAAUGGAAUUGACUUUGACCAGCCUGCUGAUGUUAGACAAAGCAAGAAGGUUGUGAUCAAAACCGUUGAGAUCCGUGAUGGAGAGGUGGUGAAGGAGUCUAAGAAAGAGAAAGACGCCCCCCGUGAUGCCAAGAUCACCCGAGAGUCCGACCGGGAUGAUUAGAGCAGGACGUUUGCGGCCACUGGUUCCAUGUUCCAAAACUGAGGAGUUGAGAACAAAAAAGGGAGGAUAAAAUAAAGAUGACACAAACAUUAAAGCUGCUUAUGCCUAUCUACUGUAACUCAAUGCUGACAAAAAAAAAACAGGAUUGAAAAAUUGAGAAAUUGUUCAAAUUAUUUCUACACUUUCUUCGAUACUGUGAUCCUAAACGGGAUAGCCGACACACUUCAGCGAAUCUCACAACGCAAUGGUGCUAACGUCCUAGUCUAAUCAGCCUUAAAUCGCUCACAGUACAUCUGAUACAGUCUACAGUUCAACCACUGUUCAAUCUCUUUAAAUGUAAUCUAACAUAUUCACUCCAGCACACAGCAGUCAAUACAGUUCACAGUUGGGACGUUUUAAGAAAAACAGCGAAUUUACACCAAAUAAAAUCACGUCAUCUUUUAUACACCAACUGUGGCCUUUAUUUACAGCAGAACUUUACUGUUACCACUGAUAUUUAACUCAACUACUAUAUGAUUAGUGGACACUGAGCUGGUCACUUACAGCACUUACAACCCCCCCCCCCUCCCCCCGCACUCACUGUCUAUACAGAAAAACUGCCAGCUCACUUUCCCCUAUAGCUUUACUGCAGUAGCAUUAGCCUAGCGCUUUUAGCCGUUUUGUGAUGUUUAAAGUAUUAAAGAUUGUAUAAUGGAGGUGUUAAAGGUUCUGUCCUCAGUUGAUGAUCUUAGCUAGUCUAGAUCACUGUGGUUUAGGAUACUGAACUAAUCUGAAAGAAGGCCUCAGUCAUUUCAAUCCACAGAACUUGAAUGUGUUUUCUGCUGCAACCUCGUGCAAAACCAAAUAAAGUGAUUAAGAACAUAA
Molecule: messenger RNA, 2448 nt
Organism: Astyanax mexicanus (Mexican tetra)
Lineage: Eukaryota; Metazoa; Chordata; Actinopteri; Characiformes; Acestrorhamphidae
Gene: prph
Product: peripherin
Exons: 9
Coding region: 190-1584 (464 amino acids)
Cellular component (GO): type III intermediate filament; plasma membrane; axon
Molecular function (GO): structural molecule activity
Source: RefSeq, a predicted model, not a curated record